Messenger RNA from Penicillium subrubescens, 729 nucleotides. RefSeq names its product negative cofactor 2 transcription regulator complex subunit NCB2 (gene nctB). The transcript is spliced from 4 exons. Gene Ontology annotation, cellular component: negative cofactor 2 complex. The record is from RefSeq and is a predicted model, not a curated record. NCBI's taxonomy places the organism in Eukaryota, Fungi, Ascomycota, Eurotiomycetes, Eurotiales, Aspergillaceae. Gene Ontology annotation, biological process: positive regulation of transcription by RNA polymerase II; RNA polymerase II preinitiation complex assembly; chromatin remodeling. Bases 125 to 553 code for a protein of 142 amino acids. Gene Ontology annotation, molecular function: protein heterodimerization activity; TBP-class protein binding; core promoter sequence-specific DNA binding.
CGCAGGAACUCCAAGAAAAAAAGAGCCACGCCUCAGCCUUGCCGCUAGCUCUCUCUUUGUCUUUCCUCGUGGCUGCGAACGUUAUCUUUCAUAUAUUCCAUCUACCUUUACACAUUUAAACACCAUGUCCGAUCGAGAGUUUGGUUCCAACGAUGACCUGUCGCUUCCCAAAGCGACGGUCCAAAAGAUCAUUACCGAGAUCCUUCCUCCCAGCAUGGGCCAGACCUUCUCCAAGGACGCGCGCGACUUGCUGAUGGAAUGCUGCGUCGAGUUCAUCACCUUGAUCUCGUCUGAGGCCAACGAUAUCAGCGAGAAGGAAGCCAAGAAGACCAUCGCAUGUGAACAUGUUGAGAAGGCGCUCCGGGAUCUUGGCUUUGCAGACUACAUUCCGGACGUACUUGCGGUGGCCGAGGAGCACCGGGAACAGUUGAAGUCACGAGAGAAGAAGCAAAGCAAGAUGGAGCAGAGUGGUCUAUCCGAGGAGGAGCUCCUUCGUCAACAGCAGGAGCUCUUCCGGUCUGCAACUGAGAAGUACAACGCAGGCCCGGAAUAAGAUGACAUCUAGUUCCAUAACGAACUCAUGCUGGUCAUAGAGGAAAAUGGACACCGGCGGGCGUUAUUUUUGCUGUUUCUACGGGAUGGUGCGGCCUUGGAGUUUUUCUUGAUGGUUUUUUCAUUUUCAGCAGCUACUCAAAGUGCAUACAAGUGAGGCGCAAUAUCAUUAAUGAC